AGUUAUGGCAGUCGAUGUAAUGUUACAAACGGAGGGAAAGGAACGACAUAUGCAUCUUAUACAUCAUAACGAUGAUGUAAUAGAACAAGAACUGAGACUACGACAGCCGAAGCAUAAAAGAUUGGAAUAUGUCGCAGGUUGGAACAUUCAUCAACUCGUGAAAGACGCCAGAAAAAGUCGGCCGAAGUUACACACACGUGACGGAUUCCAUCUCAAAUCUUCAUUCUCUGACGUCAGUUCUUUGUUCGAACACGGUUCAACUUAUUCUUCAAUGAGGGGAAGUACCUCGACCAAAUCAUCCAAACGUUCGUCCAUCACAGCCGUCACAUCGACGACUUUAAGCACAAAGUUCAGAUUUUAUGAUAUGUUACGGUUUCACCCGGUGCAUGGUUCGAACGUAGUUCUCUCCUGUGACCGACAAGUUGCUUCAAGAAAACCGGACAGUUUCUGCAACGGUUUGGUUUUCGGUCAUCGUCCCGUAAAAUUUGGUGAAGCUAUUCAUCUUCGUUUUAACAAGGUUCGGCCAGAUUGGCGAGGUUGUAUUCGUUUAGGUUUUACCCCUUACAACCCAGCACGGUGUAACUCAGCUUCCUUACCAAGUUAUGCGGUGCCCGAUUUAUCUCGAAGAUCAAGAUUCUGGGCAAUCCCGAUCCCCGAGAAGUAUGCAACAAAGUAUAACAUAUUUUCCUUCGUUUGCAAAGAUGAUGGUUCUGUAAGCUUCAUGAUAAACAACGAAGGCAAAGGUAUUUUUGCGACUGGUUUAAGCACCAAAAUAUCAUUGUGGCCGAUGCUGGACUUGUACGGGAAGGUUGAAGAACUGGCGAUCGUUGAUGACGAAACGGCAGAAAGGGGUUCAGAGUUACUGCUUGAUUCAGACUGCGAUGAUAGUGACUCUGAAACUGAUGGGCAUUUCGGACGGAAAACAAAACGAAGCAGUCUUUCGAAGUCUUCGGAAAACGUUGUGGCGUUUCAUGACACAUGUGGACGUAAUGUGCGCAUGGACAGCAGAAGAACGGUCGCAAAACGCUUCGAUUCGUUUUGGAAUGCCCUCACGUUUAUUGCAAAGCCUCUGCGUACGUCGGAUAUGACUUUUAUUGAGAUUGCAAAAGUGGAAGCAAACUAUGCAGGUGCGCUUGGUGUUGGGCUUACAAACGUAAAUCCAGCGACGUUGAAAAGCGAAGACUUACCAGACAAUGCGGAUCUGCUUGUAGUAAGCCCUGGUAAAUACUGGAGAAUUUCACGAGAUAUUGAAACGGAGCAAGGCGACCAGCUGGGUUUUAUAUUGGAACCAGACGGUAGAAUGGUUUACAGCAAAAACGGUUCCAAACAUAAGGUUUUGUUUGACAAGAUUUCAACCAAAGAACACAACUGGUUAAUAUGUGAUCUUUAUGGCAGCACUACCACAGUCAAACUAAUGGGCCGCAUAAAAAGUUUCGAUCCAAAACAGGAAGUGACGGAAAAAUACAACUUCUCCAUAGAUCACGUGCAGGACGAAGAAACUGAACUUGAAUGUCUGAUGUGUUUCAAAAAAGACAGACGAAGGGAUUGUACAAUUCAACCGUGUGGUCAUAUCGCAUUGUGUCAUUGGUGUGCCAUUACUUGUAUGGUGAAGCAACAAUUACGGUUUAUCGUGUGUCCUGUGUGCGGUGGUCCUGUUAAAGACGCAAUUCGAAUUCUACGUCGGAAAUCUUUUGCUGAACCCGUUGAAAGUUAGGAAUGUGUUUCCAUGAGAAUAUGCAGUUUCCAGUUUCAAUGAUGUGAGCAAAAUAUUUUUAAUGAUAUUGAAACCUUGGACAUAAAGACUUUGCGUUGCUAAUAACUGCGUUGCUACAACUUUUUCCUAGUCACGUAAUCCCCAGGCCGGUGUCGUGAAAUAUUUGUUCCGAUUUAUAUGUUUGUACCGGGUGCUAUUGCGCAUGUGCCGAGACGCUACCACUCGGAACAAAUACAAUGACCGCCGGUCCAAAUUUAUUACGACCCUCCUUGAAAACGUUCCAGACAAGAUGUUUACACGUUAAAACUGGAGUUUCAAAUUUAAAGUCAUCAGAAUGAGUUGGUAUGUUGUUUGUUGCCUAGAAAAAGUUUAUGCUAGUUCAAUAACACAUUUUAAUUUUUUACGGCGCUGGUAAACCAAAGGUGAUUCUAGAAUACAAAAAUUAUAGCGGCAACUUUCAGUACCUUCUACGCGUGGUAUAACAUAAAAUUUGGGUAGUGUACUAACUAGACCCCAGCGGUACCGAUUCUAAAAUAAAAUUUUAAUAAUAAUAAUUAAAAAAGAUGUUUAUCGAUCCAGCUUUGAAUUUGUUAUAGCGCUACGUAACACCUAAAAAUGAAUCCCCAGAACUUUUAUUAAUCGGUACGUAUUUAUUGGAGCUCGUAUUGUAUUUGUUCCGAGCUACUUAUGCGCAGUACCGUCUCGGCACAUGCGCAAUAGCGCCGGGUACAAAUAUAUCAAUCGGAAUGAGUAUAUCACGACACCGGAAUUUCUACCACUGACAUUUUGUCCCGUACUUUCUUAACAUGGAGAACAUUUCUGGAUUUUAUCAUAUAUAAGCACUUGCAGAUUAUGUUUUUAUUAUAUUUGUGUAUACAUGCAAACACCUUUGUUAUAUGGGAUGGUAUAGUGGGCUCUGAA
Molecule: messenger RNA, 2635 nt
Organism: Ciona intestinalis (vase tunicate)
Lineage: Eukaryota; Metazoa; Chordata; Ascidiacea; Phlebobranchia; Cionidae
Source: RefSeq